CAUGCGUGAUGCACCACACGCUAAGGAACAUCGAUUUAUAUUUCAAGCACGAAAUAUUCCAAUACGGCGGCAGCAGCAAAGGACGCGGCGUGUGUUAUGCUUUGCUACAACAUUUAAAAACACAGACGAAGAAAGAGGUAAUAUCGGCUUCAAUGGGCAAUCUUGCUAUAGCUUUUUGCCAUUAUGCAAAUAUAUUAAAAGUCGCAGUGAAAGUGGUAAUGCCGAAAACAGAGCACACAUAUCAAAAAUCAGAAUGUGUAAAGAAUUGUCCGGGCAGUACGCCAAAGUAAUAAUCGAAGGCGAUGAUAUAAAAAGUGCUACAAAAACCGCAAUGGAAAUUGCACAGAAAAAAGACCUGGUUUACAUUGGGAUGAUCAUCCCAACAUCAUCAUUGGACAAGGAACCUUAGGUUUGGAAAUCGCUCGCGAGAUGCCUGAUCUUGAUGCGGUGAUUGUACCUGUUGGAAGUGGUGGAUUGAUUGCGGGUAUAGCAGUAGCUUUACAGAAAACAAGUCCAACUACAAUGGUUAUUGGAGUCGAGUCAGAAAUGUGUCCGAAUUUCAGCAAAGCGCGCGAAGCGGGCAAACCAGUGGAAGUCCCUUUAAAAUUUUGCAGCUUGACUGAUGAAUUGGCAAUUCCUGUGAUAGGACAUAACGCGUUUUACAAUGCGAAUUCAUUGAUCAAAACCAUGAUCACGGUCAAGGAAGAGUGGGUAGAAGCCGCGAUUUUGAAGUUAAUUGAAGAUGAGAAGUACGUCGUCGAGGGUUCGGGAGCGGCAGGUUUAGCAGCAAUCUCAUCUGCUCAGCUUAUGAUGAACCGGCGGUCUGAUAGAAAAUGGUGCAUAGCGUUACCAUUGUGCGCUGGUAAUCUUUCUCCGAGCACCACGGAAACUUGCAUCUAAUUCGGGUUAACCGCCAUGAAUUGUCUUUUGGAAUUCACGGUACAACUUAUGAAUAGGCCGAACUAUAUAGAACAGCUCCAUAACGAUCUGAUUUCGUAAAAACGACACAAUUACACUGUGAUGACAACAAACAAACUCCGAACGAUAUACUAAUAAUAAGGUCGUGCCCCUUCCUUUUCCUUUCCCACCGAAGAACACAUUCAAUCUUGGAACCGAUCGAAUCGAAUACGUUAUUAACUGUCAUACGGUUGAUGUGUCGCAAGUAAAACGUGGAACAAGUGAUUUUUGACUUUGUGCAAAACCAUGUCUGAGGAGGCGAUGCUUAUUUCACCGGGUGGAUCUACUGUGUCGUCAAAUUCGACGGACAACUCUUUACUAUCUUCUGAAGUGCAAGUUACACAUGAAAAUGCUUUGGAGCAAAUUGAUUCGUCUAAUGUGUCAUCAAAUUUGACCGAGGGUCACUAUCUUCUGAAACACAAAUUACAAAGGUCUCUAUCUUCUGAAACGCAAAUUACAAAUCUAGAAACAAUUACGUUGGAGCAACUUGAGUCGGUUAGAAAUGAACUGCGUAAUAACACAAUGAUAAAAGUGACAUCAUGCGAGCCUACACGCGCAAUAUCAAAUAAGUUCAGCACACUUAACAUAAACUGCUACAUGAAGUUUGAGAUGCGUCAACACUGCGGCAGCUGCAAAGCGCGUGGCGCAGCUUAUGCUGUACUCCAACAUUUUGCAAAAUACCAAAUGAAACCUAUAGUAUCAGCUUCGUUGGGCAAUUUUGCUAUAGCCCUUUGUUAUUAUGCGCCUCAAUUCGAAAUACCUAUAACGGUAAUAGUGCCAAAAAUGAUAUCGUUAUCGAAAAUCACUAUGUGUCAGGAUUACUUAGUGAAAAGCGCCAAUUCAAAGGUGAUAACCUAUGGCGAGAAUCUAGAAGAAACUGUGAAAUUCGCUAUGGAUACCGCAAGCAGUGAAGACAUGAUUUACAUUGGAGAGGACCAUCCGGACGUUAUUAUUGGCCAAGCAACCGUAGGUCUCGACAUUUUAGAUGACAUGGAAAAGUUUGAAAAUGUUGAUGUGCACAAUUUAGAAAACGUAGGAGUUUCGGGAGAAGCUGGAGUUUCGGGAGAAGCGGGAGUUUCGGGAGAAGCUGGAGUUUCGGGAGAAGCGGGAGUUUCGGGAGAAGCGGGAGUUUCGGGAGAAGCUGGAGUUUCGGGAGAAGCUGGAGUUUCGAGAGAAGCUGGAGUUUCGGGAGAAGCUGGAGUUUCGGGAGAAGCGGAAGUUCCAAAAGAAGUGAAAAAUGUUAUUAUGGUACCUAUUACAAGUGGUUCAUUGAUCGCAGGUGUUGCAAUGGUUGUCAAGAAAAAAAAACCAUCUACUAUAGUUAUUGGAAUCGAGUCGGAAAUGUGUCCGAAUUUCAGCACGUCGCGCGAAGCGGGCGAGCCAGUAGUGGUUCCUGCAAAUUAUUCCACUUUGGCUGAUGAAUUAGCAGUUCCGAAGAUAGGAACUAAUGCGUUUUCCAUUGCAAACCCACUGAUCGACGGUUUGAUCACGGUGAAGGAAGGCUGGAUCGCGGCUGCGAUGUGUCAAGUAAUCCAGCACGAAGGGUACACCGUGGAGGGUUCGGGAGCAAUGGGUUUAGCAGCGAUCUUGUACGGUGACACGAAAAUUUUCGAGACUCAUAAAAAUGUAAAAAAUGUGGUGUUGCUAUUGAGCGAUGGUAAUCUCGACCCGACUGUCGUGGAGAAAUGCGUCCAAGUUGGAUUGUACACGCAGAAACGUGUCUUGGAAUUUACGGUGCAAAUGAUAAAUCAGUCGCAAGCUAUGGAAAAUCUCAUUAAGAAACUGAAGGACCUCGGUAUCAUUAUGUAUAAGAUUGAAUAUCGUACAUCAAGCGUCCAAAUAGUCUGCGAAACCAAGGAUGAGUCACACGCGAAUCUACUCGAGCAACUUCUUAAUAAGGAUCACGCCGGAUGGAGCGGAUUCCAGCUUUCAAAACAAUUGUUUUAGUUAUUGUAAUUUUUUUCUUGAUGAAUUGAUUUAAUUAUUUAUUUAUUUCUUAAUAAUUUAAUAAUUUAAAACUAC
This is a messenger RNA of Linepithema humile (Argentine ant), 2979 nucleotides long. The record is from RefSeq and is a predicted model, not a curated record. Lineage: Eukaryota; Metazoa; Arthropoda; Insecta; Hymenoptera; Formicidae.